Molecule: messenger RNA, 1520 nt
Organism: Exaiptasia diaphana
Lineage: Eukaryota; Metazoa; Cnidaria; Anthozoa; Actiniaria; Aiptasiidae
Product: protein SSXT
Exons: 6
Coding region: 49-1023 (324 amino acids)
Source: RefSeq, a predicted model, not a curated record
CAUGAUAUAAGUAGAAUGCCUUGAAAAGRAAAGGUUUAUAGUCCCAUAAUGUCUGUGGCAUUCACUCAAGAAGGACGGUCAAAUCCAAAUACUCAAUCCGUACAAGCGCUUCUAGACGAAAACUCGCAGCUAAUUCAGGCCAUUGUGGACUAUCAAAACAAAGGAAAAGCAUAUGAGUCAACAAGAUACCAACAGUUGCUCCAUCGAAACCUAGUAUACUUGGCAACGUUAGCUGAUUCUAGCCAGCCCAACCAAGGCUCACAGAGCGCUAGUCAAGGGGCAAAGCCUUUGAAUUCUGUCUCGCCACCUGUCCACAAUCAAGGACCACCCCCACCAGUACCAGGCCCAAUGAUGCCAGACACAUCAAACAUGUCAAAUAAUGAUCCAAUGGCAUCAUCUUCCCAAAACUACCCAGGCCUGGGCUCACAAGGUGGUAGUAACUAUGGUAACUUACCAGGAACUCCAUCACCACCACAACUACARCACCCACCAGUCUCUGGUUCAAAUGUUGGUAUGGGUUACCAAUCACCUAGCAGUCAGGUUCGUUCACAAGGGCCAGCUGGGAUGGUUGGCAGUAUGCAGAGUAUGAACCAGCAGUCCCAGAUGCCGAGGCAUUCAUCUCARAUGCCUCAACACAUGAUGUCACAAGGUCAACAAAAUCAGCAAUUUCUGCUACAGCAACAGCAACGCCAAAUGCAAUAUCGACAAACACCUCCUCAGCAGGGCAAUCCACAACAGCAACCAAUGUCAGGACCAACUCCAAACACCUACAGCCAACAACAAUCUAGCAACAUGAUCCCUGGUUACCAACAGCAACAGCAACAAAGAUACAACCCUUAUAGACCACAACCACAACCACAACAGCAAACACUAUCACACAUGCCAUACCCACAGCAACAGAAUCAAAUGGUCAUGGGGCAGGCACCUAUGUCAAGAGGUGGUCAGAUGCCAAUGGGACAGUCAGGGUUGGGUGCUGGGAUUGGACAGACAGUUCACUCWCCAAUGGGACAGCCACCUGUGUGAUUUUAGAUCUUUGCUUCAUACACUGUAGACAAAUAGACAACAAGUAAAGGCUGUCCAUACCUAAGAAAUAUGUAUUGAAAAGUAACUACAGAAUAUGGAUACACCUACAAGCAAAACAGUUGUMAUUGUAGAUAAGUACAGUAAAUGUUUGUGAUAUAUAAAAAUAUGGAGAAUAAUACAUGGCCAUGCAGAGUUACAAAUUUUCCAGUGUUCAUUUGAUACCUCAUGAGUGAGCCCAGAAAGCAAGUGAGAACAUGAUAAGAUAAAAAUUCUUUAUGAUUCAAUGUUCUAUUUGUUAUAUCUUAGAUAUUGAUAAAUCUAAAAAGGAAAAGAUCAUAAAUUCUCUGGGAAAAUAGGCAACCAGGUUUCUGUUACUAUGUCCAAAGCAUUAUCUUCACAUGUGAAAGAUAAGAUAUCUUCCACAUAACAAGUUUUCAACAGUAGAGAAAUCCUGGUGUUUCAUUGAUAUCUAUAUAAUAAAKAGUAUCUACACUUUA